AUGGUCCUCCGAACCCAAAAAGACACCGGUCGAAGAGACCAGAGGGCUGAGUCGGAGCUCAUAACGACACAUGAACAUGAAAGCGAAUGGGCUCCCCAGCGCCAUUUAAAACGGCAAAGAACUAGCAGCCAUGGCGGGGGCAGAUCGAUCUCGUUUCCCAACUCUGCGACUACUUCGAAGGCUUCGUCUAGGCGCCCUCCAACGGUUGCGGGCGAGAUGUCCCCCACCACGCCUUCAGGUUUUCUCAUGGAAAAUAUACACUCCUUCGAGCAGCAGAUAUCUUCUGUCUUGCCAGAGGUAGAGAGUCUCUGGCCGUCACAACCUCUCUUCCCACAGGAAGAGCCAGAAUGUUCCACUGCCGGAUCCUAUGUUUAUAAAUGUGAGAUAUGUGCGAAGGUGUUCUCCAUAUCGAGUCAACUCAAGCGACAUCAGAAAGACCAUGAAAAGCCAGAACUUUGCAUGAGCUGCGACAAGCGGUUUCCUACUAAGUCCGAACUGCGACGCCACGAACAAAGCGUACAUGAGUCUUCUAAGAGAUUUUACUGCAAGAUGGUGCCUUGCAAAUACAAUAAGACCGGUAGCCAGGAUGAAGGGACUUAUUUUGGCAACGACAUAUAUUUUGGUCGACUAGCAGCUGUCCGCAGACACCUGAAGGAGGUACACAGGAUAUCCGAUAAUCUCGAUACAUGGAUCGAAGAAGAGAAACAAGAGGAGCCAAUCGAAACUCUGGCGGAAAAGUUGUUAUCAGCUCAAAUUGAACAUCCUUAUGGAAGUAAUUCUUAUUUCAUACCGAUCGAUCAAUUGGAAAACCUACUCGUCGAAACGAACAUACGGCAAGAACUGCGCAAGAUCUUUCCCACCAUGGAUGAAGAGAAAAUUGAAUUCUACACUCACUGCAUCUCCUCUUCUUCCCGGAAACUCUUCGCCGUUCUUCUCUGCACUUCGUCUGGAGCCCAAGGGAAUCAGAGCCGAGCUAUAUGCAGCUUUAUUGAAGAGGGCGUUACUGAUAUUGACCUACCAUUUGAGAGACUGUACCCGAGUCACCCUGACAACCCGGCCCUUUCAUUGAACCAAGCGAUAUUCACUUUGGCAAGGAAGCCCCAUGCCUCCUCAUCCAAGGAGUUAGGUCACACACCUCUGGUUGGUUUCAAUGCCGUCUUAAGAUGGCCCCGACUGGAGGUCCAAAAUUUCUCUCGUGAGCAAUGGCUUGUCUUAGCUCCAGUUUUCGAAGGCCCACCAGGCACUACUCCUCUUGAUCUUUGUUUUCAAAAUAGUAUCGUCUUGCCUUUCAAGGAAGAUGGGGAGAACGAUGAGGAACUACUCAAAUUUGGAGGCUAUUGUGAGAUGUGGCCUGUACGAAUUCACCCGGCUCAUCAAAAACUCCUAACACCAACGAGUCGCUCGGGCCCUGAACCUCGCAUAGCAGUGAAGAGACUAUAUUCCCGUAAAUUAGGGGACUUCGAAAAGGAACGAAAAAUGAAAAGUCAACUUGCACUACAGAAGCACCCACAUUUAGUAAGAUUGUUGAUCACAUUCAAAUUGAAGGGCCGUUUCUACUUACUCUAUCCAUAUGCCCAGUACAACCUGCGCGAGUAUUGGAAGACCCAUGCUCGCCCUGUUUCUAGACACGCAUAUCUCUGGUCUCUUCAGCAAAUUUGUGGACUAGCCUCCGCCUUAAUUCAGAUUCAUAAAUUCUCGACGGAGCCAACCUCGACAGAAGAUGCAGUGGAAUCAGCAAUUGUCAACCCCAAGAUUAGCCGUGAGCGGCCUUCCUUGAACGUUCGCCUGGUUGUCGAUCGAUCUGAGGCAUUUUUCGGCCGACACGGUGAUUUAAAACCUGAGAAUAUCCUCUGGUUCGACGACCUAGAAGGCGUCGAUCCACUCGGCAUUCUUCAGAUCACAGAUUUUGGCGUCGGACGAUUCCAUCGUCUGGAGUCAGGUUCCAAGAAAGAUCCUGCGAAGAUAAAUGGAUCAUCAAGUUACACCCCGCCUGAAUUGAUACUCGACAAAUUGGUGAGCCGUGCGUAUGAUAUUUGGAGUUUGGGAUGUCUUUUCCUUGAAUUCAUCACGUGGAUCAUUGAUGGUUAUGAUGGGCUAGAAAGAUUUGCGCUCGCCCGACGUGCGACAGCUUUUGAUGGUAUAGUUGACGACACUUAUUAUACAUUGUUUGUUACAAGUACGGGUCAACGACGAGUUGAAGUCCGGGAAGGGGUAACCAAUUGGAUCAGAGGGUUACGUUCCAACCAGCGCUGCUCCAGAAUGAUUAUCGCUUUGCUAGACCUAGUGCAGGACCGAAUGCUUCAGGUCGACUCAGGGGAUCGCAUACACGCUGAUGGAUUGGAUGUGCUACUCCACGAAGUGCUUGAGAGGGCUAAGAAGGACAACGGCUAUCCCUUGAGUCCUUCCAACCCCACUCUUGAGUGUCAGGUUUACCCACACGUUACAUCGAUCGAGCGAAGCUAA
Messenger RNA from Hyaloscypha bicolor E, 2463 nucleotides. RefSeq names its product kinase-like protein. Gene Ontology annotation, molecular function: ATP binding; protein serine/threonine kinase activity. Gene Ontology annotation, biological process: peptidyl-serine phosphorylation; peptidyl-threonine phosphorylation. Lineage: Eukaryota; Fungi; Ascomycota; Leotiomycetes; Helotiales; Hyaloscyphaceae. The record is from RefSeq and is a predicted model, not a curated record. The coding region runs from base 1 to 2463 and encodes 820 amino acids. The transcript has 3 exons.